AUGUCUAAAUUGCAAAACGGCGUCUAUGCCAAUGGUGUGCACAACGGUUUGCACAAUGGCGACAACGUGUCGAGCUCAGGUGCCCCUUCAAGGGUAACUCUACACCUCGGACAUCUUCCCAGCAAGAAGGACAUCAAAGCGCCUUGGCCAAGGACGCCGACCAGGGUUGACCCCAACAACCCGCCUUGGCCCGCCUACCGUGGGUACCACGAGUACUCUUUCGCCCAUGCGACCAUGCAGUCCCGCCUGCCCACAAUCCUCGGAAAGGCCAUUGAGGACACUAUCCGCACGCUCAACGAGCAGUCGUCCGAAGAGCGUGUUGUCGACCUCGUCGCAUGCAUCGACCGCAUGGGGGACUUAAUGACCGACCUGAGCGGCAACGCCAAGCUUCGGCCUAUCAUCGACGACGACGAAGGCGAUGUUGCCCUAUGGAACAAGGAAAUCGCCAAGUAUUUCCAGGGCAAAGACUUCAUGAACGCCCCGUGGCUUUUCGCCGAGGCGUACAAGUACCGUCGGCUUCAUGAGUGCUUCAGUACCAGCAAGUUCUGGCGUGACUACGAUGUCUUCUAUCGUCAAAAAUGCGAUACCUUCUCGCGCUCAUCCGAUGCGGUCUUUGAGCUCUCCUUGCGCUUCGCUGAACCAUUCAAGAUCUCGGACAAUCUCUCCGCGGAUGAGAAACUCGAGGCAGAGCGUCUUAUGUUCUUAGAACUCACUCAAGUUUGCCUCUGGGGAAACUCUACCGAUCUCUCGCUCCUCAUCAACAUGACGGAAGACCAGAUCAAGGCCCUCCAGUCGACAGGUGGUGACCAUCUAGCAGCUACUGAGAAGAACAUUCUUGGAAAUCACCUCAAUCGUCUGUGGGACCACGUCAAGAUGCUUCGUGAGAAGACCGGCGGCAGAGUGGACUUCGUUCUCGAUAACGCAGGAUUCGAGCUUUAUUGCGACUGCGUUUAUGCCGACUUCCUCAUUCAGAGCGGCCUCGCGAAUCAAAUCAGGUUCCAUGGAAAGCGCUACCCAUGGUUCGUCUCGGACGUCACCAAGAAGGACUGGGAAUGGCUCCUGAACACCAUGGUUUAUGGCCAACUCUUCCCCAAGGCGAGCGAUGCCGAACUUGAAUCGCUUCGCAGGCUCGGUGCUCGUUGGAAGCAAUAUGAAAAAGAAGGCAAAUGGGUGUAUGAGCAACAUCCUUUCUGGUGCACUGGUUACACCUUCUGGGAUCUGCACUCCGAAGCUCCCGAUUUGUUUCUUCAUCUCUCUCGCUCCGACUUGGUAAUCUUCAAGGGCGAUUUGAACCACCGCAAGCUCACCUACGACUGCGCUGCCCCAGCAAGUACCCCUUUCGACAUCGCAAUUGGGCCUAUGGCCAGUUCGGCUGGUGCCCCGGUUAUUGCCAGUUUGAGAACUAUCAAGAGCGACGUGGUCGUCGGACUCGGUACCGAGGGUGAUGUGAUCGCCGAGCAACUCGACCAGGCGGAGCCGGGAUGGAAGAUCAGCGGAAAAUAUGCCGUCGUUCUGGUUUCUGAAGGCCGUCCUGGAGAAAAGGUCAAAUUCGCCUAG
Cyclocybe aegerita is the source of this 1557-nucleotide messenger RNA. Lineage: Eukaryota; Fungi; Basidiomycota; Agaricomycetes; Agaricales; Hemipholiotaceae. The record is from the annotation of a GenBank genome assembly.